Molecule: messenger RNA, 2877 nt
Organism: Ziziphus jujuba (common jujube)
Lineage: Eukaryota; Viridiplantae; Streptophyta; Magnoliopsida; Rosales; Rhamnaceae
Product: putative pentatricopeptide repeat-containing protein At5g37570
Exons: 2
Coding region: 173-2110 (645 amino acids)
Biological process (GO): RNA modification
Molecular function (GO): protein binding; RNA binding
Source: RefSeq, a predicted model, not a curated record
AAAUAAAAAUAAAAAGAAAUAAUAAUAAUAAUAAAGCCAUCAAUGUGGCUUUUCUAAUUUUUCAGGGCAAAAAAAAAAGGAAAGGAAAACCAAAACAAAAGCAAAACCAAACUCUCAGAAAAGCAAGCUGCUUUUUAAUCUUUCGCGCCAUAUCAGAAUCUGGGAGAAGGAAAUGGCCGUUGGGCUCAAACCCUCCAAGCCCCUUGUCCGAUCUUCAUCACUAUCCUUGGAAAAACUCCUGAAAUCCCAGAAAAACCUCUCAAAAACCCCACCAAGACUCUGGUUCGAUCCUGAAGAAGACGACCCUGUAGAAAUUGACGCCCAAGGAUUCCCCAUCUUAAAGCUCAGCCACCCAAUCCUCCGCACCUUAGACUCUUGCAUUGGUAUCAGACAGUUCAACCAGGUUCACACCCAGCUCAUAGUCUCUGGUCUUUUUCAGCAUUCUUUCGCUGCUAGCCGAGCCAUUAAGAAGCUCUGCUCUGCUUCGGACACUGCUCAACACGCCGUUUACUUAUUCGAUCAUCUUGAAGAACCAGAUGCUUUUCUUUGUAACACCAUUAUGAGAAGCUAUCUGAAUUUGAAUGACCCAUACGGUGCUCUCCGCUUCUACUAUCAGAAAAUGAUUGGUAAAUUUCUUGUUCCUAAUCAUUACACUUUCCCGCUUUUAGUGAAGGUGUGUGCAGUAAUUGGGUCGGUGAAAGAAGGAGAAAAGGCUCAUGCCCGGAUCGAGAAAUUCGGGUUCGGAUUGGAUUUGUUUGUUCGGAACUCGUUAAUCCAUAUGUACUCUGUUUGUGGGAGUAUUUGGAAUGCACGUCUGGUGUUCGAUGCGGAACCUGAGUUGGAUUUGGUGAGCUGGAAUUCGAUGAUAGAUGGGUAUGUAAAGAGCGGAGAUGUCGGUGUUGCACGUGAACUUUUCGAUGUAAUGCCUGAAAGAGAUAUUUUUAGUUGGAACUCGAUGGUUGCAGGUUAUGUGGAAACUGGUGAUAUGGUAGCAGCAAAAGAGUUGUUUGAUAUGAUGCCCAAUAAAGAUGUCGUUUCUUGGAACUCUAUGAUUGAUGGGUAUGCAAGGACACUGAAUAUUUUUUCUGCUCGUGAGUUUUUCAAUCAAAUGCCUUUGCGUAAUAUAGUUUCGUGGAAUAUGAUUUUGGCCCUUUAUGUGCGGUCUAAGGAUUACGGUGAAUGCUUAAGAAUGUUUGAUAGGAUGGUGGAAGCUGGAGAGGCUAAGCCAAAUGCAGCUACUCUAGUAAGUGUGCUGACUGCUGCUGCAAACUUGGGGAGGCUUGAAAGAGGGAAAUGGGUUCAUUCUUAUAUGCAGUCUAAUAGGAUUAGACCCGAUGUAUUACUUUCAACUGCUCUUUUGACAAUGUAUGCAAAAUGUGGGGAUAUGGACUUGGCUAAAGAUGUUUUUGAUAACAUGUCUGACAGGAGUGUUGUGUCCUGGAAUUCCAUGAUCAUGGGAUAUGGCAUGCAUGGGCAUGCAGAGAAAGCUCUAAAAAUGUUCUCCGAGAUGGAGAAAACAGGCCUUGCCCCUAAUGACACUACUUUUAUCUGCAUUUUUUCUACAUGUGCCCAUUCUGGAAUGGUUUUGGAAGGUUGGUGGUACUUUGAUCUAAUGCAACGAGUUUACAAGAUCAAACCCAAAAUUGAACACUAUGGUUGCAUGGUUGAUCUUCUUGCCCGGGCUGGUUUGAUGAAACACUCAGAAGAGCUUAUUAGCAAGGUGCCAGCAGAGGCAGAACCUGCCUUAUGGGGAUCUUUACUUUCUGCUUGUAGGACCCACUCAAAUUCAGAACUUGGGGAGAUUGUGGCCAGGCGGCUAAUUGAGUUGGAACCAGGGGAUAUUGGACCCUAUGUGUUGUUAUCAAAUAUAUAUGCAUCAGAAGGGAAAUGGGAUGAUGUAGAACAUGUGAGAAAGAUGAUAAAAGAAAAGGGUUUAUUAAAAGAAGCAGGAUCAAGCAUGGUUCAACCUGGAGAAUUUGGAUCUAAAUCCCUUUUGGAGAAUGGUUCAUCACUCAGGAGAAGCAUGGUGUACUCAAUGUUGAAUGAGAUGGGUACUCAGAUAAAAUUAUCUUGUAGAGAUUUUUACAUAGAAGAUGAUUUGAGUACUUAGUGUAUCAAAAUGCUUCAGGAUGAAUCUGAAACUUCAAAAGCUGGUUUUCCAUGUAUAUUAACAUGUAAAUGUGGAGAAACUUUAGGGAAAGAAACUUAGAAUACCUUGAAGAUUGAAGAUUUCUGAACGAAAGAGACCAUGAACUUUGAUUGGUGGACCAAAAUGCUAUGAGCACGUUUGGAUAGCAGGUUUAUCCAUUUGUAAUACGCAAUCACAGAUGGUUAUCUCCAAUUCCUGAUAGUAAGGACAGAGUUAUGGCAAUGUAUAACUAAAGCAAAUCUUAUGGUAAGGCUUUCUGUUGGGAAGCUUUUUUGCUUGGCAACUUUCAUUUGGGAAAAAUUACUUCCACAUAAGUUACUGCAUUUGUUAUUGAUCAGAAGUACUGUGCAUGGAUCUGUCAGAGAAAAAGUCCCUCUUGUGCCUCUAGUAGGGAAAGUGGCUGAGAUCGAGAGAGCAUCUCUCCCUUGAAGUCCUUUAUGGAUCUCGAGUCGGGAAUAGAGUCUCACAGUGUCAGAAUGAGUUGAAGACGAGAUGUGGUGUCCAGUCUGAUAGGGAGAGGCGAGAAGGGGAACAAGGAUCAAAACAGGCAUGGUGCUUACAGUGGCCUCUUUCAUUUCCUGACAUUGAGUUCAUUCGCAAAUGAGACAAGUUUAGAUCUUUAUUUGAUCUUAGCCAUUGUUUUUUAACUUUUAACAAUCUCUGCCUAUCAUAAAAAGCAGUAUCACUUUUCUUUUCGUUUUUAGUAGUCACUUUUCUUUUCAUUUUUA